CAAAAUGUCUUUGUGAGUGAAAAACUGGGUUUUUUUUUUUAUUUUUCCUUACCUUGUAGGGCUGAGCUCGAGCUAUAAAAAAAGCCAACUUUGAUUUCUUUGUAGUUUUUCAUCCUUAAUCCAUUCUUGAGGUCAGUUUUUCAUCCUUAAUCCAUCUAGAUUUUGAUCGGAAAGUCUUCGGAAUCGGCAGUGGAAGAAGAGUGAAUUGUUUCAUCCUUGUCUUGCCAUGGCCAUGUAUAUUCGUGUGAAGCGCAUGAAAACCACUUACUUUAUCCAAUGUGAUCCAACAGAGACUGUUUUGGAUGUUAAGCAAAAACUGUUUGUCCUCAUUGAGCAACCAGUUACCAAUCAGCGUCUGGUCUUAAUGUCUACCGAAGAAGUAUUAGAGGAUUCAAAAACUUUAGCAGAUCAGAAGGUUGAGAAUGAUGCAGUUGUGGCUUUGACUUUGAGGAAAGAUGAUAACGAGUUUGAGGAUGUCAACAUUGCACAGCCCACAGACUUCUCAAUUUCAUGAAAAGUUACUUACUGUAUCAAGGAAACCUCAGGAGAAGGUACUAUUGAUUCAAACAUAAGGAGAAGUCUAUAAACGCCUGAAGUUGUUUCUUUGCGUCUCUGCUUGCGUUAACAUCUCUUUAGUUGUUACAGACAAUUGUUGUAAGUAAAGAUAUUGAGAUGUGGAAGUUUGAUUGCAAUUUGCAAGAUUACUAGUUUUUACGGUC
Messenger RNA from Arabidopsis lyrata subsp. lyrata, 719 nucleotides. RefSeq lists its product as uncharacterized. The record is from RefSeq and is a predicted model, not a curated record. Bases 227 to 514 code for a protein of 95 amino acids. The transcript is spliced from 5 exons. Gene Ontology annotation, molecular function: protein binding. NCBI's taxonomy places the organism in Eukaryota, Viridiplantae, Streptophyta, Magnoliopsida, Brassicales, Brassicaceae.